This is a messenger RNA of Oncorhynchus nerka (sockeye salmon), 3724 nucleotides long. Its product is annotated as rho-related GTP-binding protein RhoU-like. Lineage: Eukaryota; Metazoa; Chordata; Actinopteri; Salmoniformes; Salmonidae. Gene Ontology annotation, molecular function: GTPase activity; protein kinase binding; GTP binding. Bases 814 to 1575 code for a protein of 253 amino acids. Gene Ontology annotation, biological process: endocytosis; establishment or maintenance of cell polarity; Cdc42 protein signal transduction. The record is from RefSeq and is a predicted model, not a curated record. The transcript has 3 exons.
GAUGACACCACUCUAUUUUUGAAAUUGUCCCAGCGUCGCCGGGUUAGGGGACAGUUUGCCCGGUGUAGGCCGUCAUUGUAAAUACGAAUUUGUUCUUAGAGAUUUUCAAUAUAGCGUCUUUCAUGUCACAGUCCACAAGAUGGCAGACUUGAGCUACUGUAUCAUCGCUCAGCCAUUUCAUCCGAGAGAAGUAUUGUUGGUGAGAUCAAACAGGCUGAGGGAUACAAUUGUAAGAAUUGUGCCCAAUUUAUGUAACAAUUUAACCAUCAAUAGUAGAGCAUUGGAAACCAUUGAACAGACGAAGCCUUAUAAAUUAGUUCAUUUAAAAAAAACAUUUUUGCACAAAAAUAAUCCAAUUCUACCACCGGAGUAGGAUAUUUGUGCAAUCUACGGGGGGGCUUGCUUGUUGCUAUUGGUCAAUGGUGCAAUGUUUUUUCUGACUCAGUGGUGUUUGAUGAUGUCAUGUUGCUCAAGAGUAGAAGGCAGAUUUUUUUUAGAGUCAUAGGGCUGAGUAGGUGAGUGGAGUGCAAACUACAACUUUCGAAAAUAUUCAGGAAAUACAUUUCUAAUCCUACGGGGUGGAAACAUUUUCACCUAUUGGAUUUAUUGCUUGAGGAAUUUAUUUCUGUACAAUGGGGGGUUGACAUCAAGGUGUCUACAUCGUCUUUGUAGAAAGGCAAAACUUUUUCCAGCCAUGGAACACUACAGAAUAUAAGGGACAGUUCUUGUGAAAGUCCCGUUGAUGUCAAAUCUAGGAAACUAAUGGUUUGGCGUAACUAGGAUUAACUGGUUGCUGGACAGUUCCACAAGGCGAUGCCACCCCAGGGCGACGGAGAUUAUAAACCUGUAGCGGUGUCGGCGGCGGUCCCACCGGUUCCUCCUCGGAGGGUUCGGAGCAGAGAGUCGUUUUCGGGCUCCAAGUGUCGGCCCGGUGGCGGAGAGCGCAAAGUGAAGUGUGUGCUUGUCGGUGACGGCGCAGUUGGGAAGACGAGCUUGAUUGUCAGCUACACCACAAAUGGAUAUCCAACUAAAUAUGUCCCAACUGCCUUUGAUAAUUUUUCAGCGAUCGUGGCAGUUGAUGGCAAGCCAGUGAAACUGCAGCUUUGUGACACAGCUGGGCAGGAUGAGUUUGACAAGCUGCGUCCGCUCUGCUACACCAACGCAGACGUCUUCCUGCUGUGCUUCAGUGUCGUCAGCCCCUCCUCCUUCCAGAACGUAACAGAGAAAUGGGUGCCGGAGAUUCGCCGGCACUGCCCGCAGGCGCCGGUGGUUCUGGUGGGCACCCAGUCAGACCUGCGGGAGGAUGUUAAUGUUCUGAUUGAGCUGGCUAAGUACAAAGAGAGGCCAGUGGAGCCCCAGGAGGCCCAGCAGUGUGCCGAGGACAUGAGGGCCGUGUCAUACAUGGAGUGCUCCUCACUCACCCAGAAGAACCUCAAAGAGGUGUUUGACGCAGCCAUCGUGGCCAGCAUCCAGCACUCUGACAGUCAGCAGCAGCAUCGACUGAAAAAACGGACUCCAGACAAGAUGAAGAAGCUUUCUAAAUCAUGGUGGAAGAAGUACUGUUGCGUGGUUUAGCCUCUAUCUGUGUGUGUGACAGGACGGACGCAUAGGUUCCAAUUUUGCUUCCAUGUCAGCACGUUAACAGACUUCAGGGGCAGUAAGGAAAACAGUGACUGGAAUAUGGAUGCAGGUCUGGUCUGGAGUAUCUGAGUUAUGUGUAGGUUAGGCCUCAAUAACCCCAUGCUGUUUUUGCUUUACCAACGUGAGCUGCACUGGAGACAGAGCUGACUUCCCUCAAAGAAUACUCAUUGACUUUCCACUGCCUUAUAUCCAUGAUCCUAGGGGGGGACACAGCUUCUACAUGGACGACUGUGGAAGAUGAAGCCCUCUUGAUAACCAGGAGGGCUUAUGUUGUUAUAUCAUUGUUUUAUUAACCUGGUUUACUCCGACCUUUCCCAUGGUAAGUGUACAGUAUGUAAACUCAUAUUCAUUUAGCAUAUGAGAUUGAGUCAACUUUCUGAUGUGGGAUUUACCAUCUCUGAUUUAGCAGUGUCUAUGGAAAAAUAAAAACAAUCUGUGCGGUAAUCAGAUAAUGCGAGGAGAGUACUGUGUAAUGUUCAUUAUUUGAAUGCUUGUUCUUCCAGCCCAUAUUGGAGAGCCUCAUUUGGCUUGUUGUCUAAUGUACAAAAAUAGUUUUUCAGAAUUUCCAACUGUUGUUUACAUUAGGACAUGGGUUCUGUCUAAGCUCAUAUGAGGGUCACAGUCUCUAGCUAUGUGCUGGAAUUCUAACUAGACUUGUUGACCUUUGGUUCACUUCACCAUAGCACCACCUGAGGAGUUUUAAACAAACACCUUACUCUGUACAGGGCCGACUGCAGCUGAGUCAACGUUAACUCUUAACUACCUUACUCUGUACAGGGCCGACUGCAGCUGAGUCAACGUUAACUCUUAACUACCUUACUCUGUACAGGGCUGACUGCAGCUGAGUCAACGUUAACUCUUAACUACCUUACUCUGUACAGGGCUGACUGCAGCUGAGUCAACGUUAACUCUUAAUUACCUUACUCUGUACAGGGCUGACUGCAGCUGAGUCAACAUUAACUCUUUACAGCUAGCAGAGUAAGGUAGUUAUUAAUGACUGAGCAAAUAAUUCAAUAUGUUUCUGAAACGAAUACACUGGAAAGAGUAUGUUAAUUGUCCCAAGCAAGCUUAACAAUACCAUAAUAUUUUAUUAUGUUGAAAAAAAGUUGUCAAUACCUAUUUUCCUAUCACUGUGGCAUGUGAUGUCUAUCUCUGUCAAUACAGUGUUCUGAUUUAACCUAUAAAGAUGAGGUUAUUAGAAUUUCAAAAUGAUAACCAUAGAAUUAGGAAUUAGAAUACUAAAAUGGACAUGAACAUUCUUAAGAUGGUCCAAAGGUCAGCCAUUUUGGUCAGCGAGUUGGUCAACUAUGGUUUGACAGUGCUGUGAUAAUGUGUAGAAUUUAUCUGCACUGUGUGUUUGUUAGCUAGCUAGCCAGCCAGUUUUAGAGGAAUUUUUCCAUUAAUUGUUCAAAUUAAAUGCCAAUAUGCCAACAUUCCAUUCAAACAAUGCAGUCAAACUACAGCCGUACACUUGCCGAAAUCAAUUGAUGAUAGGACUGAGACAAGUUGUAAAUGCAACAACUACUGAUACUGUAUCAUAAAAGCACUCACAACUUUCCAAGAAAAUAAAAUCUGAGACAUUUAUGGUCAGUUUACCUAUAUUUUAGAGGCUAUUUAUACAGACAUUUGGUAUAAAACCUGUAUAAACUGUAUUUAUAAUUAUAUGACAAUAUUAUUUGUUGAUUAUAAUUAUAUUUCUGAUACAUGCAUCUCCUAUGCCUCUACUGCCAUUCAUUCUAAUUACACUGGUUUUGUCACGACUUCCGCCGAAGUCAGUCCCUCUCCUUGUUCGGGCGGCGUUCGGUGGUCGACGUAACCGACCUUCAAGCCAUCGUUGAUCCAUUUUUCAUUUUCCGUUGGUUUUGUCUUGUCUUCCUCCACACCUGGUUCCAAUCCCAUCAAUUACAUGUUGUGUAUUUAACCCUCUGUUUCCCCUCAUUGUCCUUGUCGGUGAUUGUUUGAUUGUAUGUUAUGUGCAAGUUAUGUUCUGGUGUGCGACGGGUUUUGAACCCACUUUUAUUAUUUUGUAUAUGAUGGUUUUCAGAGUUUGUGAGCAUUUAUUAAACGACUCCGUUUAUACCAA